Molecule: messenger RNA, 1149 nt
Organism: Thecamonas trahens ATCC 50062
Lineage: Eukaryota; Apusomonadida; Apusomonadidae
Exons: 2
Coding region: 1-1149 (382 amino acids)
Cellular component (GO): plasma membrane
Molecular function (GO): ligand-gated monoatomic ion channel activity; signaling receptor activity
Source: RefSeq, a predicted model, not a curated record
AUGUCGGCGGGCGGGCGGGCGAUGUUUGUGGGCGACGAGCGCAAUGUGAGGCUCACAGGUGAGAAGGACGGCAAGGUGAGCGGGUAUGAUCUAGAGCUGUGGCACUUGGUUGUGCAGCGGAUGCAGCAAGUGCGUGGGGUUGAUGUACAGAUGCGCGUGGUAUCGGUUGACGAGGCGCACGAGGCGGUCAGGGCUGAUCCGCUGGCAGUGGCGCUCGGCGGGAUGGCAAUCACUCUUGACGGAAACACAGCGGGCGAGUUUACGUACUCGUACUUUCACACAGGGCUCGACGCGGCGAUUUCGGUGCCGGAGCCGACAACAGAUCCGCUGCUGUUCUUUUCGCCGUUUACAGUAACGGUGUGGAUCACUGGAGUGGUGGCGCUCUACCUCUCGGGCCACAUCAUCUGGGCGCUGGAGCAUCCGUACCAGCCCGAGCUCUUCCCACUCUCGUACCUCCGUGGUGUCAACGAGGGCGUGUGGUACUGCUGGGGCGUGCUCUCCGAGACUGGCGAGAACGAUCUGGUGGGCUUUCCGGCGCGGCUGUACUCGAUCGGAUGGACGACGUUUACGGUGACGCUGGUGGCGGCGUACACAGCGCAGCUGACGACCAUUCUCAACUCGGCGAAUCUGCGGUCGGACGUGGCGGGCCUCCGCGAUCUGGGCGGCUCGUCGAUGGCGGUGGUGCUUGGCUCUGACGGCGAGCGGUUUGUGCGCGACCACCUGCCGUCUGUGGCCAUGUACGGAUAUGCCAACGUGACCGACGCGUUCGGGGCGCUCGAGCGCGGCGCUGUUUCGGCGUGCAUGGCCGACGCGACGACGCUGGAGUAUCUGGCAGACAGCUCGACGGCCUCGAUCCGGCUGCUCGGCUCGCUCCUCUCCUCGGCCGACUACGCCAUGCUGCUGGCCAACAGCUCGCCAUACCUUGACCGGAUCAAUAGCAUUGUGCUUGAUCUAACGCGCGAAGGCCUCCUCCGCGAGCUCAACGUCAAGUACUUUGGAAAGGCCUUUAUCUCGUCGAUUGGCGCCAAGGAGCUCGACUCGCCGGCACUCACUCUUGCCGCUAUCUCGGGUGUCUACUUUGUGGUCGCCCUCGGCUUGGCCCUCGCCAUCAUCUGCUGGGUCUUCAUCAAGUGCUGUUUCUGCUGCUGA